UCGGUGCUCAGUGCCGCGUCGCCGCCCGCAUGCCCGCCACGCGCCGCCUGCUGACCGCGCGCUGGUUCGCGCGCCGCCGACAGCCCGACGAAGAUGACGCCCGCCCUAGGACCCUCCCGCGCUCCGACAUGGACCGCAGACCUCGCGUCUCCCGCGUCCUCUCCUCCCCCGCCAGAACGCAGCACCAGACGCAUCCCCCGCUCGACGAAGAGUCCCUCGAACGAGCCUACCCCUCCAUGGGACACCUCGAGUACGUCAACGCCGGCUCCUCGCCCCCCGCCGAGAGCGCCCCUAACAUGUACGACAGCUUCGAAGAGCCACCCCUCGACCUAACUGCGCACAUCUGCGAGGACUCGUUACGUCAGAGCGCGCACGAGCAGAUGCGCGCCUUCGGCGGACGUCUGCGAUUACUGGACGAACUAGAGACCGGGGUCAUUACCGCAGAAUCCGCCGCCACCACUUUCUCGACGGCAUCGGAGGCUGAGAAGAACAUAUGCCUGUUCUGGGCAGCAUUCCUGAAACUCACCAACUACCUGCAGCCUCUGAUAGAGGUCGGAGCCGACCCACUAUACUUUGAUGCCUUGGGCCUGUCCCCUCUUCACGUAGCAGCUUUCAGCGGCUCCACGGAAUGCGCCAAUUAUCUGCUGUCAUGCGGCUCAGACCCUAAUUACAUGCCGAGAUGCUUCGCCCCGCUCCAUUGUGCCGCAUUCGGGAACUCAGUGCAAGUGGCUAAUUUGCUAAUCAGUCGCGGUGCAUCCGUACAUUGCGCAGUGAAAUAUGUCAACUGUGAAGGUGGCCUGCUCCAUUGUGCAGUGCGAGCUAACUCCGUGGAAUGCCUUAAAUUGUUUAUAUCCCACGGUGUCGACGUGAAUCAAAUUGAACCGGGCGGUACCAAUGCUAUACAUCUCGCUGCCGAUUUAGGAAUGUUCCAGUGUCUAAGUAUACUGCUCGAGACGCCCGGCGCGGACCCUAACGUGCGGACGCGCGUCGGCGACAGGGAGUCCACUGCCUUGCAUCUGGCGGCUGACGGAGGAUUCGUUGAAUGUGUAGAUUUAUUGCUAUCAAAGGGGGCCGAGGCCAGUCUAAAGAAUCACAGAGGUUUCACUGCAUUGCAUCUGGCGGCGCGCUCAUCGAGCUUGGAGUGUGUGGAAUCAUUGCUAAGAAAAGGAAACGCUGAACCGAACGCUAACGACUUCGACAUGAGGACCCCAUUACACGCCGCUAUCGGCAAGUCCGACAGCGCUUGCGAUAUAAUAGAAACUUUGAUAAGCUGGGGAGCGAAUGUGAACCAAAAAGAUGAGUACGGCUUCACGCCGCUGCACCUUGCCGCCCUCGACGGCCUGUCUGCGUGCGUAGAGACAUUAAUCUACCACGGUGCUGACGUCACGACAAGGUCUAAAAAAGGAAACUCGGCGCUUAAUGUAAUAGCUAGAAAAACGCCGGCGUCUCUGGCGAUGGUAACUCGAAAAUUGGACUGUGCGAUCACACUGCGACACUCACAGACGAGCAACAGGGAGGUUGAAUUGGAGUUAGACUUUCGUAGCAUACUGCAUCAUUGUUAUCCGCGUGAGAUUAGUUAUUUGAAUACGUUUGUCGACGAAGGGCAAAAAGAGGUUCUCCUACAUCCACUCUGUUCAGCAUUUCUAUACAUAAAGUGGGAAAAAAUACGUAAAUAUUACGUAGCUCGUUUGUUUCUAAGCUUCAUUUUUGUAUUGUGCCUAACAUUGUACGUGUUAACUGCCCUGGCACAUAAUUGUUACAACGGCAGUAAAGAUAUGGAAGAAACAAUACAAGAGCAAGAACUUUGUCAGAAACAGUCCAUUCUUGGCGAUUUGUUACGGAAAAAUCCAUUUGUAAUCGAAAUGCAAUGGUGGGUGCUAGCCGGAAUCACGAUAUUUGAGAUAUUCAGAAAAGUUUACGGAAUAGCCGGCUACUCCACUGUGAAACAAUAUUUGAUGCAAUCGGAGAAUAUUAUCGAAUGGUUCGUGAUUGUGAGCGUGUUUCUCAUAUCGUAUAUCUACACCAACAUCACGUACACCUGGCAGAAUCACGUAGGCGCGUUCGCGGUGCUCGCCGGCUGGACUAACUUAAUGAUGAUGAUUGGACAGCUACCAGUUUUCGGGACUUAUGUGGCAAUGUACCAAAAAGUUCAAAAGGAAUUUGCCAAAUUACUGAUGGCCUACUCCUGUAUCUUAAUCGGUUUUACUAUAAGUUUCUGUGUAAUAUUUCCUGACUCAUCUUCUUUCGCAAACCCUUUCAUGGGCUUUAUAACGGUCUUGACCAUGAUGAUUGGCGAACUGAACCUCGAUUUGCUGCUUAACGAGCCGGAUGGGAACGACCCCCCUGUCCUGUUAGAGUUCUCAGCGCAGAUCACUUACGUGCUGUUCCUAAUGUUCGUGACAGUAGUACUUAUGAACCUGUUAGUAGGUAUAGCUGUCCAUGACAUACAGGGUUUGAGGAAAACCGCGGGGCUUUCAAAACUUGUCAGGCAAACAAAGUUAAUAUCUUACAUGGAACUAGCCCUAUUCAAUGGCUAUCUACCCAAAUGUUUGUUAAAAAUCCUUCAUUCCUCAGCGUUAGUAUCGCCGCAAGCUUACAGAGUCGUUUUGAGCGUCAAACCAUUAAACCCGAGCGAGAAGCGACUGCCGCGAGACAUAAUGAUGGCUGCUUACGACAUCGCAAAAAUGAGGAAGCAAUACGGUCACACGAUAUCCUCGAGCGGCUCGACGACGGGCGCGUAUUCCUGCUUCAAGAAAUACGAGAACAACAAUGACUCAGGGUACAGAGAGUACGGCUACUCCUCAGGGCUGGGCAGUCUGCAGGCGAGGCUGGACGAGACGUCAGAAAACGUGCGCCAGUUGACUCAGGAAGUAAGAGAAUUAAAGAAACUGAUAAACGCACAGCAGCUUGUGUUACAGCAGGCGUUGUCCGGCGCGAUGGAGCGUUGAUGAUAUAAUGGCUGCCGUUUACUUUCAAUGCCACUGUACACAAGUCAAUAAACUACAGUGUGUUUUGUACCACAUAGCUCGGUGUACUGGCUGACUUAAAUUAUUAUUGAGUGGUGAUAUAUUUUAUUUCGUUUGUUUUACCUAGAUAAUCCACUGUUACACCGUCAUACAUUUUAAUUAGGGUAGAUGAUAGUUGUAAUAAUAUUGAGAGUUUUAGUUGUUAUUUUCGGUGUAAUUACGGUAGAGUAGGGAGUCGAGGGCUUCGUUCAAGAACAGUAGUGUUGUUUCGCAAAAAAAAAAACUAAAUUUAAGGGCUGGUCCCAAAUUAUUAACUAAGUUUUGAAUACCUUAUUAUUUUCAGAUUAUUAACUUGAGUUUAGGCCUACCUUAUAAGCGGUAUUAGGUAUUGUAAAGUAAUAUUUAAACUGUAAAUGAAUGGAGUCUUAAAAAGACAUAUUUAAAUUGUUUGCUGCAAAACGCACUGGACACUGUGAUUGUAGGUAUUAUAGAUUUUAUUGUGAUAUUAAUCGUGUCAAUAAAAAUAUUUUUCCAUUUC
Molecule: messenger RNA, 3504 nt
Organism: Helicoverpa zea (corn earworm)
Lineage: Eukaryota; Metazoa; Arthropoda; Insecta; Lepidoptera; Noctuidae
Gene: wtrw
Product: transient receptor potential channel pyrexia
Exons: 1
Coding region: 30-2948 (972 amino acids)
Biological process (GO): transmembrane transport; monoatomic ion transport
Cellular component (GO): membrane
Molecular function (GO): protein binding; monoatomic ion channel activity
Source: RefSeq, a predicted model, not a curated record